AUGCCUGCGGUGCAGGAGAUCAGCCUCGAGUAUGGCCCUGACGAUCUCUGGAAGGAGAUCGUGGUGGAGGAAGGCCUCGCAGGAGCUUCCCUGAUCUCGCCAGCGACUCAUUUUGCCUCCUCUUACUUGUAUGAGCUGCUGCGCUUCAACGCGAACAAUCGUCACUACCAGGCCCCGGCCCUCUUGGUCUCCACUUUCUCAGAGAGCCGCCCCCUGGCCUUCAACCUUCUGGUUGCGCAGUACUCCUGCACGGGCAUCACCCAGGUGGCAGACGUGCUCCCACGACGAAGUCCCGACCCGGCCUUCCACCAACUUCUGGAAGGCUUCGAUCAGUUCCGCCCCUGCGGGCUCGUGUCGAUGUCCGUGUUUACAGACCAGUUCAGGCUGGAGGAUUCUCAGGGACUCGCCAUGCAAGUGGACGAGACAGAGCUCUGCCUGCCAGCCGACGGGGACCCCGACCCCGAUCUCUACUCCUGGAUUAGCAUGGACGCCAACAGCGGCCGAUUCCAGGUGGAGGGCAUCACCAGCUGGAUCCCAGACGGGACGUUCCUCGAACACCUCAAAGUCUGGUACCGGACUCCGGUCUCGGCCCUGGACGGGUGGGGCAUCGAGAAGCGUGUGGUCUUCUCGCAGCUCUCGGGCUUCGGGAUGGGCAGUCCCGGAGCCUGCUUCACGCUGGCAGUGCUCUGCUGUGCCGUGGCUUCCGCCGGGGGCGUGGACCUACUGGUGGCCUUGGCUUUGCUUUUGGCCGGGGAGGCCUUCAGCCGGAAGAG
Messenger RNA from Symbiodinium necroappetens, 773 nucleotides. NCBI's taxonomy places the organism in Eukaryota, Dinophyceae, Suessiales, Symbiodiniaceae. The record is from the annotation of a GenBank genome assembly.